AUGUUGUUGGUAUUUUUAUUGUUAUUAAUCAAUAAUCAACAGAUUGAUUGUCAAGAAUCACCAUCAAUUUUACUUGUUAAUCUACUCCAAUUUCACAAUUCAAAGGGUAUUACUAGCAAUGGUCAAUGUUGUGAUGGCUCAUUUCCUUUGUCAGAUCAUUGUCCUAUAUCAAUAUCCUGUCAUCUAAAUACAAUUGUCUGUUUGGAUUUCAUCAAUAGUGAAACUCAAACGAAUUGGACUAUAUGUCCACUAGGAACAAAAUCAAUACGAACAAAAAUAAAUACCACUAACUUAUUUAAUUAUUAUGCAAUAGAAGAUACAGAUGAUCUUUUACCAUUGCAAUUUGAAUUACCACCAAUAAGUGAUAAUUCAAUUAAUAUAAAAAUUUUUGUUUUUUCUGACAAUAUAAAUAUGUUACUCAAUCAUUUCUAUACUACAUUUCGUAUUGAUAUGUCGUAUUCAUCAGCCACCGAUGGAGUAUUUCAACAAUCAGCAAUUCUUGAUCGGUCAAAACCGCCAUCCGAUAUCAAUCAAAUAAUUGUUGCUUUAAAAACUUAUUGUCGGCCUACAUUUUAUGGCAAACAAUGUUCAAUUCAAUGUAUACCAAAUGAUGAUUGUACAAGUUCAUAUACUUGUGAUCGAGUCACAGGUCAAAAGAUUUGUUCAUCAGGCUGGUUUGGAAGUGAAUGUUCGAUACGUCAAAAAUCUUCGACAUGUUUAUCAUCGGGAUUAACUUGUUUUAAUGAUGGCUUUUGUCGAAAAAAUCAGUCAACAUGCUGUUGUCCUAUUGGUUUUACUGGUUCAAAUUGUCAAUAUCUCGCAACAUGUAUACCUGGUGUAAACUGUUUGAAUGGUGGUUCAUGUAAUCCAAUGUAUGAUACCAUUUCGCGAACGCACUAUUUUACUUGCCAUUGUUCGCUUGGUUAUACGGGUUUACAUUGUCAAGAAAAACAGCAAUGUCCGUCGUCCUACUAUGGUUCUAAUUGUACUGUUGAAUGUUCACCAUCGAAUACAUGUUCUCAAGGGCAUUACUAUUGUAAUUCAAAAGGAGAAAGAACUUGUUUAAAUGGUUGGGGUCCAAACAAUAAGUGUACACAAAAAAUGAUUGCGCCAAUUUUUGAUCCUGACUGUCCAAUGUCAACAGGUUGUCUAAAUGGUGGUUCGUGUUUUAAUGGCUCAUGUUGUUGUCCGCCUACUUAUACAGGACGUCUAUGUGAAAUAUCUAUUGAUCCAUGUGCAAAUAAUCCAUGCCAAAAUAAUGCUCUAUGUUUAUCAACGUCUACUGGCUAUAAAUGUUUAUGUUCAAGUUCUAUUUAUACAGGCUCAUUAUGUGAAAAAAACCAAAGUCCAUGUCUUUAUUCCCGAUGUCAAAAUGGCAUGUGUCAAUCAUUAGAGAAUUCAAAUUCAUUUAGUUGUAUUUGCUAUCCCGGUUUUACCGGUCAAUUUUGUCAUUUAAAAAUUGAUUAUUGUUUAUCACAACCAUGUGAAAAUAAGGGAAUAUGUGCUAGUGUAGCAACAGGUUUUGUUUGUACUUGUCCAUCAAAUUUCCAUGGAACAACGUGUUCAAAUGCAAUCAAUCCAUGUUUAAAUGAAUCCUGUUUAGAUAAUAAUCAUAUAAUUGAUUGUCCACAAGGUUUAACAGGCCCACCAGAUUGUGUAACAGAUAUAGAUGAAUGUUUACUUGAAAAUGAACCAUGUAAAAAUGGUGGUUUAUGUAUAAAUACGAUUGGUAGUUAUCAUUGUGAAUGUUAUGAACAUUAUCAAGGAAGUGACUGUAGUAUUCCAAUUGAUUCAUGUACCAGUAGUCCAUGCAUUGCAUCGAAUUCGAUAUCUUGUACAUCAGUUAUAAGUGACACCAAUUCAAUAGAUUUUAAGUGUACAUGUCGUGUAGGAUUUACUGGAAGUCACUGUGAAAUUGAAUUAAAUCCAUGUAUGGAUAACCCAUGUGCGCAUGGUAAAUGUAUCGUGUUAACACCAUUAACAUGGUCUUGCACUUGUGAACCUGGUUGGACUGGAAUUGAAUGUAAAGAUAAUAUCAAUGAAUGUCAAUAUAAUCCAUGUCUGAAUGGGGGUAUAUGUAUUGAUGGUAUGAAUAAAUAUUUUUGUGAAUGUUUACCAAGUUUUAUGGGCGAACAUUGUCAAAACGAAAAUAAUUCAUGUUUAAGUUUUCCGUGCAUGAAUAAUGGUAUAUGUAUCAACAAUAUUGAAUCGUAUUCAUGUUUAUGUUCAAUUGGUUGGACAGGAAAUUCAUGUGAUAUGAAUGUAGAUGAAUGUUUAUUUCCAUUGUCGUGCCAUCCAAAUGCAACAUGUGUUGAUUUACCUGGCUCAUAUACAUGUGUAUGUCCAUCGUGGUUAACAGGUGAAAAUUGUUUAACAGCAAUUGAUCAGUGUGAAACAUUUUCUUGUUUAAAUAAUGGUGUUUGUGUAAAUAAUUUUGGAAGUCUACCAACUUGCCAUUGUCAAUCAGGUUUUACAGGUGUACAUUGUGAAAUAAAUAUUGAUGAUUGUCAAGCAACACCGUGCUAUAACAAUGGAACAUGUAUAGAUCAAACAAAUAGCUUCUUAUGUCUGUGUUCAUCGGGUUACACUGGUUUAAGAUGUCAAACAAUAAUAAGUCAAUGUAAUAGUUUACCUUGUUUACAUGGUGGUACAUGUCGUAUUGGAAAUAUGAAUGAUAGUCAAGAUUUUAAUUGUCUUUGUCCACCAUAUUUUACUGGCAAACAAUGUGAAGAAAUAAUUAAUCCAUGUUUAAGUUUUCCUUGCAUACAUGGAAGUUGUAUACCAAAGACACCAUCAUAUUCAUGUCAAUGUAAUAAUGGAUAUAAAGGUAAAAAUUGUGAAACAACAAUUGAUCAAUGUUCAUCGAGGCCGUGUGGAUCACAUGGAAACUGUACAAAUUUAUCAACAAAAUUUAGUUGUUGCUGUGCACCAGGUUAUACAGGAUUAGAAUGUGAACAAUUAGUUGAUGUUUGUGUAACAAAUCCAUGUUCAAUUGAAGGGGUUGAACGUUGUGUAACAACAGGAAUAUCAUCAUUCAGUUGUGUAUGCAAAUCGGGAUAUUCCGGUCGGUAUUGUGAAAUUAAUAUCAAUGAAUGUUUAUCGAAACCGUGUUUAAAUGGUGGUAUUUGUAUUGAUUUUCAAAAUACUUAUCAAUGCAUUUGUCCGUUGAUUUAUACUGGUGUUAAUUGUGAAUAUUUACAAGAUAAAUGUGUAGGAAUUCAAUGUUUAAAUGGUGGUCAAUGUAUAAAUAAUGGAGUCAAUCUAACAUGUUCAUGUUCAAAAGGAUAUCAUGGAGAAAAUUGUGAACUAAUCAUUGAUUAUUGCCAAUCACAACCCUGUUUAAAUGGCGGUGUUUGUUCAAAUACAGAAUUAGGAGCUCAAUGUACAUGUACAAAUGGAAUUACUGGUUUAUUCUGUGAGACAAUAAUUGAUCAAUGUGAAUCUGAACCUUGUAAAAAUAAUGGAACGUGUAAAUCAUUAAUCGAUAAAUAUGUUUGUCUUUGUCCGAACGGUUAUAUGGGCGUUCAAUGUGAAGAUGACAGAAAGGAAUGUGAACCAGUAAAUCCAUGCUUAAAUUCUGGACGAUGCAUCGAUGGUUUAAAUAAUUUUUCAUGUAUCUGUAAUCCAGGUUUUACGGGCUAUUAUUGUGAAACGCAAAUUGAUCAAUGCCAAUCGAAUCCCUGUUUAAAUGGUGCACUUUGUCGAACAUUAAUUAAUAGUUUUAAAUGUGAAUGUCCACAAGGAUAUACAGGAUCGACUUGUUCAUCAAUGAUUAAUCAUUGUACAAGUAAUCCAUGUUUAAACAAUGGUUUCUGUAUACCAUUGAUCAAUGAUUAUCGUUGUGUAUGUCUUCAUGAUUAUAUUGGUUUAAAUUGUGAAAAAGUUUCUAAUGAAUGUUCAUUGAAUCCAUGUUUAAAUAAUGGAACUUGUAUUGAUCAAGUUUGGAAUUAUACAUGUCAAUGUCUUGAUAGUUUUACUGGAUCAAAUUGUCAGAUACAAAAAAAUCAUUGCGAAAGUUCACCAUGCAUUAAAGGAUUGUGUGUAAAUAAGAUAAAUGGAUAUGAUUGUAUAUGUCCAUCGUCGUCAUAUACAGGAGCUCAUUGUGAAAUACAAAUAAGCAAAUGUGCUUCAAAUCCUUGUUUACAUGGGGGCAGUUGUAUUGAUGGUUUAGAUAAUUUUAUAUGCAUUUGUCCAGCAUGGUUUUCGGGUUUAACUUGUUCACAACGAAUCAAUCCAUGUUCAAGUAAAAAUACUUGUGCAAAUAAUGGAACUUGCAUAGUAGAUGUUGAUAUAAAACCAUUCGGAUAUAAAUGCCAAUGUUUACCCGGUUUUAUGGGACAAAUGUGUGAAGUUAAUGUUGAUGAUUGUUCAUCACAACUAUGUAGACAUGGACAAUGUAUUGAUAAAAUCAAUGGAUUUAUGUGUAAAUGUUAUGAUGGAUAUGAUGGAAUUUUUUGUGAUAGUGUAAUUAAUCAAUGUGGAAAUUCACCGUGUCAGAAUAAUGGCAUUUGCCAAUCGUUAAUCAAUACCUAUCAAUGUCUUUGUUUAUCUGGUUAUCAAGGCAAAAAUUGCGAAAAAAAGAUAAUAAAACCAUGUUUAGCGAAUCCUUGUGUAAAUAAUGGUACAUGUACAUUAUUAUCAGACGAUGAUUUUCAAUGUAAUUGUUUACUUGGUUAUUCAGGUGAAACGUGUGAAAUAAAAUUUCAUGCAUGUAGUUCCAAUCCAUGUCGUUCUGGAACAUGUCAUGAUAUUGCAAAUGGAUUUUAUUAUUGUUCAUGUAUAUCAGGUUAUACAGGAUUUAAUUGUGAAACAGAAAUAGAUUCAUGUGAUAGUUUACCUUGUUUGCAUAAUGGCGUAUGUAAUAAUUUAGCAUCGAAUCUGUUUUCUUGUACUUGUACAAAUGGACAUUAUGGUGCACAAUGCCAAUAUAUUGAUUAUCAAUGUGAUUCUGGACCUUGUUUAAAUAAUGGCACAUGUAUGACAAGUAAUAAUGGCUAUCAAUGUAUAUGUCCAGUUGGUUUAACAGGUAACCGUUGUGAAAUUGAUAUAAACGAAUGUAUAUCAAUGCCAUGCCAAAAUCAUGGAAUUUGUUUACAAUCAAAAUUGAACCAAUAUCAAUGUCUUUGCCCAACUGGUUACACUGGUAUGCACUGUGAAGAGAAUAUUGAUCCAUGUUUAUCAAUUUUAUGUUUAAAUAAUGGUACAUGUAUUCGAACAAGUCUAUCAACAGGAAUAUGUUCAUGUUUAUCAGGAUAUACAGGUUUAUCGUGUCAAAAUCAAAUCAAUACAUGUUUAAGUGCACCAUGUUUAAAUGGUACAUGUAUUCCAUUGAUUAAUUCAUAUCAAUGUAAUUGUUUUCCGGGUUAUACUGGUCAACGAUGCGAUACAGCAGUAGAUUAUUGUUCACCAAAUCCAUGUAGUAAUAAUGGUACAUGCAUAAAUCAAGCAACAUCAUUUGCUUGUCAAUGCUCAUAUGGUUUUCAAGGUCGUAAAUGUGUUAUACGUGUACAAUCAUGCCAAUCGUCGCCAUGUUUAAAUGGUGGAACAUGUUACGAUGUUGCACCGGGUUUACAUCAUUGUUCAUGUCCUAGUUAUUAUCGUGGGGAAUUUUGCCAAUUACGUGAUUCAUUUUGUUUAGAUAUGCCAUGUAAAAAUAAUGGUAUCUGUUUAGAUACAUUGAAUGGCUAUCAGUGCAUAUGUCAACCUGGUUAUAAUGGAAUAAAUUGUACGUAUGAAAUUCAACCAUGCAAAUCAAAUCCAUGUUCAAAUAAUGGCCUAUGUCGAAAUACAAAUAAUGGAUUGAGUUAUCAAUGUUCAUGUUCCAAAGGUUAUGCUGGCCUACAGUGUGAAUUUGAAAUAGAUUGGUGUUUAUCAAAUCCAUGUCAAAAUCAAGGAACAUGCAAAUCUCAAUUGACAUCAUUUAUUUGUCUAUGUUCAUCAUCAUAUACAGGUAGAAUUUGUCAAACGCCAAUCAGUAAUUGUUCGUUGGCAACAUGUAAAUAUGGUGUGCCACGUAUAUUAAGUUUAACAAGUUGUUCAUGUGUUUGUUCAACUGGUUAUACGGGUAGUCGUUGUGAUAUACCAAUUAAUCCAUGUUUAAAUGAUUCAUAUUGUGUACGUGGUAAAUGUAAUUAUCUUGGUCCGGGCUUAGCUGAUUGUACAUGUCCAAUUGGCUAUAGUGGAGUUCGUUGUGAUACAAUCUCAUUAAGUGGUGCAUGUUCAUCAUGUCCUUGUUUAUAUGGAAAAUGUCGAACUAUUGAUGAUAUAAAUAGUUAUAUUUGUGAUUGCUAUCAAGGCUAUGAAGGUAAACAGUGUGAUAUAUCAAUAGAUUUAUGUAAACCAAAUCCAUGUUUAUAUGGCCAUUGUUAUUUUGACGAAAACAACGGUUAUAAUUGUCAAUGUUUACCGGGUUCGACGGGUAGAAAUUGUUCAAUAUUAAUUGAUACAUGUGGUUCAAAUCCUUGUUCGCAUGAUGGUGUUUGUAUCCAAGGUUUAAAUUCGUAUCAAUGCGUUUGUCAACCUGGUUAUGCAGGUAUACAUUGUGAAGUGUUAAUUAAUCAAUGCUCAUCCUUACUAUGUUCACAUAAUGGCACAUGUGUCAAUCUUCCAACAGACCCGCCUAGUGCCCGAUGUCAAUGUCCAUCAUUAUAUACGGGUACACAAUGUCAAUAUUUAAAUGCACCAUGUACAUCGCAGCCAUGUCAAAAUUUGGGAACAUGCGUAUCUGAUGAUAUAUCUUCUUACAGAUGCGUUUGUCCAAAUGGAUUUUCCGGUAUAAAUUGUGAAGUUCAUAUACAAGUUUGUGAUAGUAGUCCUUGUCAAAAUAACGGAAGAUGCUCGGAACCAGCACCCUAUUAUUAUUUAUGUCAAUGUUCAUGGCCUUUUUAUGGUAUUAAUUGUGAAUUAAUGUUUGAUCCUUGUUUAAGUUAUCCAUGUCGAGGACCAUUGUCACAAUGUAUUUCAACACCAAUGUAUCAAAAUUAUACUUGUCUUUGUUCUCAAGGUUUCGAUGGUUCAACAUGUUCAACACCACUUGACCCAUGUGAAUCAAGUCCUUGUCGCAACCAUGGCUCUUGUAUUAGAACAGGAUUUUUAACGUAUGCUUGCUCAUGCCAAGUUGGUUAUGAAGGAAAUAAUUGUGAAACUGAAAUACAGCCAUGUUUAAAUUAUGCGUGCCAACAUGGAAUAGCUAUUAGAACAUCGUUAAUAAAUUGUGAAUGUCAAUGUAUAGAAUCAUAUUAUGGAAAAUUCUGUGAAAUGAAUAUUUGUGAGCAUAAUCCAUGUUUAGUAGGAACGUGUAUUCCAGAUGGUAAUACCACUUAUACGUGUAAUUGUCCAGAAGGAUUUCAAUUUGUAAUGGGAGUAUGUGCAGAUAUUAAUGAAUGUAGAACAAAUGUAUCACUCUGUGGAAAUGGCGGAAGAUGUUUAAAUACAUACGGAUCAUAUUCAUGUUUUUGUAAAACAGGCUUUUACGGAAAAAAUUGUGAAAUUUUUGAUCUAUGUCGAUCGAUGCCUUGUAUAAAUGGUGGAACCUGUAUAGCGAAUGAAAAUUAUCCUUAUUGGCAAUGUAAUUGUCCUUUAUCUUAUACGGGCUCUCAUUGUGAAACAUCUUUACUUAGUUGUUCAGCAAAUCCGUGUCAAACGGGAACUUGUAUUAAUCUUUCACACGGUGACUAUCAAUGUCUAUGUCCAACAGGUAUUACAGGUAAAAAUUGUGAUACAUCAAUGUUACCAUGUGAUUCUAAUCCAUGUUCAAAUAAUUCAACAUGCUUAUCAUUCACAUUAACAAAUUAUACUUGUGUAUGUCCCAAGUUUUAUAUGGGUUCACACUGUUCCGAGAGAAAAACUAUUUGUUCGAAGAAUUUAUGUCAAGGAAAUGCAAUAUGUGUUGUUAAUCCUAAUUCGGGAGAAGAAGUUUGUUUAUGUCCUUCUGGACGUUAUGGAAUAAAUUGUGAACUUAUUGCGGCUUGUGAAUUAAAUCCAUGUGUUCAUGGAACAUGUCACAAUAAUGAUGAGAACACAUUUCAAUGCAUAUGUCAACCUGGAUUUACUGGCACAACAUGCGAUAUGCCAUCUGAUUUUUGUAAUACAAAUCCAUGCACAAAUGGUGGAACUUGUUCAAAUUUAGGCAAUGGAUCAUUUAUUUGUGCUUGUCUACAAGAUUUUACAGGAUCUGAUUGUAGUGUUGCUCAUUGUACAAAAAAUAGUUGUUUCAAUGGUGGUACUUGCUCUAUUCAAAAUAAAGCACUUCAAUGCACAUGUCCAUGUGGAUACACUGGAACACGCUGUGAAACUCCAUUUGACACAUGUGCAUUAACUGUAUGUCAAAAUAAUGCUACUCGACUUAUGAAUACAACAACAUGUCAAUGCUCAUGUUUAUGUCCUUCAACAUUUACUGGUCAUCUUUGUGAAUCGCCAAUCAUACAAAUAAAUAGAACAUAUCCAGGACAAAUUGUAAUUUCAACAAAACGAUUAGGAGGAUCAUCAUGGGACAAUGUUAUGCAAUGUAUUGAUCAAGUAUGGAAUAAUUUAAAUAUUUUACUUGUAUGUCCAUCGUCGUAUGAUCUCGUUACUCCAACAUCAUUUUAUCCAUAUUGUUAUCGAGUAAAUCAGCAAAAUGUUCUCAAAAAUCAACUGGACGCAAUAAAAGAGUGUGAACAGCAAGAAGCUAGAUUAGCUUGGUUUCAAUCUAUCGAUGAAUUAGAAAAACAUUUAAUGCCAAGAUUGUUUUCACGUGGAUUAACUCAAGAUUUUUGGACAAGUGGAAUAUAUAAUUCAUCGUCAUACCAUUGGCAAUGGCUACAUACAAAUUCUAAAAAUCAAAUCGAUGUUAAUCCAUCAAUAAUAAAACAGUUUGAAAUUAAUUCUCUUGAUGAAUCACUUUAUGUUACAUUUGAUCAAUCGAAAAAUCGACAUUUAAGAGGAAGUUCGCCAUCAGAAAUAUAUUCAACACUAUGCAAAAUAUCAGCAACACGCCGUCUUUUUAAUAGUCAAACACGUUCGAUCGAUCUUAGUUCAUAUCAAACAACUUUUAUGAAUCAGACGCAAGUAUUUAUUUACAAUUUUAAUUAUACUAUACUUCCGAGUAUACCUCUAAGUACAAUUAUUCAACAACCAACAAAUGCACAGUAUGUUACUAUAUGUGAUGCUCUUGGAAAUCCGUCAAUAUCGGUUGAACCAUAUGUAAUUGAUAUAUGUGGGCAUUUUUCUUCAAUUACAAAUAAAAACAUUGAAUUAUUAAUGCAAAAAAUUAGCUCAUAUUAUACUAUUCAUCGAACUUCUAUUGGAUCCAUACAAUUGUAUACUGCUCAACCGUUAAAUGUUGAACAUUACUUGACUGCGACUGGUACCAUAAUGACACGUAUAUAUUUUGUAAUAACAAGUGAAUCAUCAAUAACUCUCGGUUCAAAUAUUGAACCAUUAGCAUCCAUCAACGAUAUAUUGAAUACUAUAAUUUAUCCAGAUUACCAACAAUGUGUUCCAUAUAUAUCUUUAAAUAUUCUUUUACAACUAGAACUAUGUAUUUCAAUAAAUGAAAUUUCACUAUGGAUGAAUUUAAUUACGAAAGCAGUUUCAACAGCUACUCAUCAAUCAAAUGUCAAUGUCAUGCUUAAAGGCGUUCAAGAAGGUGUCACAACUACCGGUCAAUCAGCAAAUAUUGCAUAUUUCUUAAUAACAAUCAAUGGAAUAACAUUUAAUCAAACGAUGAAUAAUAAUACAUCCAUGAAUUCAAUUCUUCUUGAAGCUAUUCGAAAAGGCAACGAAAAAUUAUUGUGUCCGGAAAAAACACACAUUCUCUUCCUAGAACAUAGUGUUCGAAACUUGUACGCUUCUUGUUCAACUCCACAGUUACUUGAAAAGCAAUUAAAUAAUGCUUUACAUCAAGCCGGAAUUUAUAACAUGAAUUUAAAUAUAUUCGGUGUUGAAGAAGCUGUUGAUAGUUUUGGCCGUAUAUAUCAUUUACCAAAUAUCUUUUUACAAGAUCUUAACGGCACUUGGCUUGAUAGUCCACUUGAAUUCAAUGAAGAAUUAUAUGAAAUUUUUAUUUCUAAUCAAAUGCAACGAUUACCCAAUCGUGUUUAUCGUUUAUCAAAAGCAUUCUCAUAUUUCUAUUCAAAUUCAUUAUCCACCGAUGAUCGUUAUUAUUUAGAAAAGCUUAUUUUAACUUUAUACAAUCGACAAAACUCAGUCCUAAGUGAUGAAGUCAAAAUUAUAUAUGAAGAUUUAUAUUUAAAUAGAACUUCAAUGAAUGUAAUUCGGCGUGUUCAUUUAUUUGCGUUUCAUAACGAACAAGAGCUUGAUGGAAGAUAUUUAUCAUCAUUGGUUUUAUCAGCCGAACAAUUUCAUGGAUAUCAAUAUGUACAAAAUCCAUUGAGCUAUAAAUCUAAUCAAAUUCCAGUGAAUAUUAUUAAACAAUAUGAUAUACAUCAAAUAACAUUUUCAGAAAAAAUGAGUCAAAUAUCGGCAGAAAGAAUAUUGAAAGAUUAUUGGCAAAAUCCAGCUAAACAAGGCCUAACAAAAAUAAAUAUUGAUAUCAUACAAUUGCAAGAAUAUCUUACUGAUUCAAUCAAUCAAUUCUAUACAACAAUAAUCUACAGGGCUGUUGCAUUCGAUGAUUAUCCAAUACCAAAUACAUGUUUUAAUCCAAGUUUAAUGCAAAAAAUUCAUAGUUUAUGCACUACAACGCAUUAUUACAUGGCAGAUGUGCCAAUUGGAUAUAUACCAUCGUUUUUUGAUUUAAGAGGAACUUUUUCACAAAUCGAUCUUGACGAAGGCAAUUUUUCGAAAUUAAUUACUGCAUCAUUACAACAAAUGGGUGUUAAUGCAAGAGUUUCAUCUGUACUUGCUGAAUCACGUUUUGGAUUGGAUAGAUCAUUAAUAACACGAGUCUAUUACACGAUGGUACCGAAUCAAAUAAUCAACCAAGAACAAAUCUAUGAUCAAUUACAUCGUACUUUUUCGACCAUACCAACACGAAGAUAUGAGUUAUAUCCAAUGGAAGAAUCAUCUAUUGUACGCUCUGAUGCUCAUCAAUGUAUUACUGAUAUUUUAUCACCAUUUACUGAUUUAACUCGAAAAAAUAUUGAAAAUUAUUUAACAUCCAUUCAUUCACGUAUGCUUAAUUCAAUUCUUAGUCAAUUAAUCGUUUCUCUUUUAGAAUAUGGACAAGGAAAAAUUCUUUAUGCUGAAUCUCUUCCUACAAAUCAAACUCGUUUUUAUUUAACUUUUAUCAAUCAAACACAAUUAAUCAAUAGAUGUGAUUUUUCACUUUAUUGUCCAGGUGUUUCAAAUUUUCAAGAAGAGAAUCGUGGAGUUAAAAGUCUCUAUCUCAAACGGAAUAUAUUUUUAGCUCAAUCAGCUGCACUUGUCGAUACUCUUACACUAAUAUGGAUGAAUGAAUCUAUCCAUGAUUCAAAAAAAAUUUCUAUUCAAUUGCAAAAUCAAAUUCAAUAUAUUUGUCCAGAAGAAAAACGAUCUGUUCGAAUUGAUUAUGUUAUUAAAAAUGUUUCAUUUUAUAAUUUAAAAUCACCCUCGGAAUCAGUAUUCGAAAAAUUUUAUGGAAAAUUCGUUAAUGAUUGCAUUUCAAAUGAAGCAUAUUCAAUAUAUUUGAUCGAACCACGUUUAUCAAACAAAGAAAUUCAUGAAGCACUACAAACCGCCUGGCAUCAAUGGAAUAAUAAGUUUUCAGUAAAUAUUUCUACAGACGUUUUUAUUGAUUCAUCUUAUUUAACAAUUAAAAAUCAAACAUUAAGUCGUUUUAUCUAUACAAUAAAGUCUAAUAUACCAAGAGUUAUCCAACCACUGCCAAGUUCUAUUGAUUUAUCAAAUAUUUAUACCGAUAUUCCAUAUCAACGAUCUACUAUUUAUGUUGAAAAUAAGCCAUUGAACUCAACAGUAUUAUCAAUGAUUAACAAAGUAUUACGGCUAAGUUGGGCAAAAGCAAACAGUUAUCUUUUUUCAUCGGACGAUAUAUCUAUACCGUCCAUAUCCAUGCACAGUACACUAUCAAAAAGAUCUGGCUCCCCUGAUAGUAAUGGACAAAUUAAACUUGACUACAUGAUUGGUUUACGAGCUGGUGAUAUUGGAGAUUAUUCUCAACCAUCUGAACAACUUUAUUCACAAAUAUUCAAUGAAACUAGUUUAAAAACAUCAAUUGAUCUACGUUAUAAACCAAGAAAUACUAAGGAGGCAUCAUCAAAUAACGAGCAAAUAUCGCGUUUUCCAUCUGAUCACCCACCUAGUGAUUCGUUCAAUCUGCUUGAUUGGUGGAUUAUUUUAAUUAUUGUUAUCGCUAUCAUAGCCAUCUGGCUAUUGUUAUGUUUAAUUUGUUAUAUAUGUUGUCGAAAACGAUCAACGAAUCGUUAUCAUCAUAAAAUUUCUGAAAGACCAACUAGACAAAUGGAAGUUCUUGCUCGAGAACAAGAUCAUUAUUUACGUCCAUCAUUAUCUUCAUUGGCAUUUGAUGGACCGUAUGCUGAAUCAUUUAAUUCAUCGGCUGAUGAUCAACAACGUAUAUCUACAAGAACUAUAUCUUCACAACCUGAAUUACAAGUUCGUCGUUUAUCCGAACAAGAUUGGCCACAUUUUGCUAUGCAUAAUCCAUAUGGAUGGUCAUCACUUCUCCUAAACUCACCAUCGUACUCGGCCGAUUCAAAUCGUCCAAUAUAA
This is a messenger RNA of Rotaria socialis, 12669 nucleotides long. The record is from the annotation of a GenBank genome assembly. Lineage: Eukaryota; Metazoa; Rotifera; Eurotatoria; Philodinida; Philodinidae.